GCUAUUUCGGGCUGCUGUCACGCUUGUCGUCAGAUUCAAGCGCUGCUGGGUGAGUCACACCAACCAGAACUCACCAUUAACUUGAUCGACAUAAACACUCGUUCAAGGAAAGUGCCUUGAAACAGGAUUACUUUUUGAAGUUUCACGGUCUAUUUCGUCAUUGGCAUUUCUGUUUUGGGAUACGUUUUUAAGUUAGCAACUACGCCUGUGAAACGUUUGCGUGCGUUACGACUCUGGAAGAAGAAAUGGGGGAGAAUGAAGUGCAGAUGGAGAGUACAGAGCAAAUGCAGGAGCCCCACACUUCCAGCUCGAACAAAAUCGACUUGUCAUUGGAUGACAUCAUAAAGCUGAAUAAAAAAGAGCAAAAAGCGAACAGAGCUAAAACUAAACGUGUUGCUAACAGGAACAAUGUCCUGAAGAAACUAAAUCGAGGGGCGCAGCAGGACCAAGGGCCUGGCAGGAUGAGUGGUUUGCGGAGACAAAGGGGAUCAAGGAGGGGCAUGGUGUGGAGAGGGGGUGCAAUGACUAGAGCUGAUGCCAGUGCCACGACAGGUGGACAGUUUGAUCAGACCACGUUCACAUCAAGGGGGGCAUUCAGAGGACGAGGGAGAGGUAGAGGAAGACGAGGCGGACUGAGCAGGGGUGCUUUGUCAUCAAGAGGACAGAUUACGCCACAGAGGGGUGGAAGACCGUUUGUAUUAGACAGAGGGUUUUCCGCUUCAAAUUGCACUGAGAAAUUAGAAAAAUAUCAGAAAAUAAAAAGUCGAAGAACAGCACCAUCUGGCUCAACACUGAGAGUUUCCCUGCCAAAUGCUAAAUCUGCACCUGUCGAUGUAAAGAGAUCUAAUCAGACUAGGAGGGGUGGAGGAGUGUUAAGGGGCAGAUCAUCAAGAGGAGCAAGUACUUCUUCACCUAAAGGCAUUCCUCUGCGCUUUAACUACAAAGCAACAACUAACCAGACUGGACUAUCCCUCAAUGAACGUUUCACUGACCUGAGAUUCAGAGGGUGGGGCCGGGGGAGAAGCAGAGGAAGAGGAGGCAUUGCAGGGGGUGGAAGAGGCAGAGGAAGAGGAGAAAUUUUAAGGCAUGGAAGAGGCAGAGGAAGAGGAGAAAUUGUAGGGGGUGGAAGAGGAGGUGAAAGAGGAGAAAUUAUAGGGGGUGGAAGAGGAAGGGGAGAAAUUGUAGGGGGUGGAAGAGGAAGAGGAGGGAUAGGUGUGACAAGACGAGGAAGAGGCUUCACAAGACGUGGAAGGGGAGGAUCAAGAGGAGCUGGUCGAACAGUAACUCUCCAGUGAAAAAAGCCCCCCCACUGAUGCCAGGAGCAACUGUUCACUUGAAUGAAUUAGUCUGAACUAUUAUGAUGUUUUUUUAAAAGACUAUUUUAAAGUUGUUAGACAAUGGGAUAUGGGGGUAUUAUUGCAAUUUACAAACACAAGAGUUUUCACAUUUUAAGUAAACUGUAAAUUACUUGUAUGUUAUAUGAUGAAGAAUACCAUAGUUUUUAGUCAGAAGUAAAAAAUAAAAAAAAAGGAAGAAUAUGUAUUUGAACAAUACCUUGAAGGUAAUAAAGUGCCUCAGUAUUAAUCUUUUUUCACAGUGUAAAUACUGUUUCUUUGUUUAACUGUUUUGCAUUCUGACGCUAGUAGAGUACAUCUCUAAUAAUUUAAAAAAAUAAAUAAUAAUAAACACCAAACAAUGGA
Myxocyprinus asiaticus (Chinese sucker) is the source of this 1700-nucleotide messenger RNA. RefSeq lists its product as uncharacterized. Gene Ontology annotation, molecular function: mRNA binding. The coding region runs from base 246 to 1295 and encodes 349 amino acids. Lineage: Eukaryota; Metazoa; Chordata; Actinopteri; Cypriniformes; Catostomidae. The transcript has 9 exons. Gene Ontology annotation, biological process: mRNA export from nucleus. The record is from RefSeq and is a predicted model, not a curated record.